CUAAGGACGCUGACUAUAUGCGCAUGCGCAUUCCUGUGUCGUGGAUGUUUGCGUCCCUUCUGCUGACAAGAAAUCUUUGUCUUACAACGCAUCCUUUUCUCUUUGAUAGACUAUAUGUGUUAAUGGGAGCUAUUACUCAUCAAGAUAUGUGGCUGAGUCUAUGAUGAAGCUAACACGUAAGCAUGUUCUCACGGAGGCAAAGGCCUCCGACUUGGAGAGCGUGAGGAAACUGAACUGCUGGGGAUGCAAGCUGACUGAUGUUUCUAUUCUAUCUCAAAUGCCAAACAUUGAAGUGCUGACACUAAGGUUGGUUACGGCAACUUUCCCGACAAAGCACAACUUCAUUCUCAAUUACAAAUCACGUGGAUUUAUAACUUCAAAUGCAACAUGGGUGUUCCUGUCCAGUGCCAACAGCAUCUCAUCCCUUGCGCCUCUGGCUGGAUGCUUGUCUCUGUGUGAGCUCUACGUGAGAAGGAACAUGAUCGCCUCACUCUCAGAGCUUUGUUACUUGCGUCCGAUGACACGGCUCCGAGUAUUGUGGUUAGCUGACAACCCUUGUUGUGGGGAGAACUCCAGUCAGUAUCGGCUGACAGUCCUGCGCUGCCUCCCUCGGCUGCAGAAGCUGGACAACCAAGUAGUGACGGAGGAUGAGACUGCAUUAGCUCACUUGGAGGGCAAGGAGAUCACUGCACCACCAAACGCAGCUCAGCAACAGCUUUCUACCAACGGACUUACUGAUACAGCGAAAGAGAACGCCUCUCGCAGCCGGGAAGUGGAGGAAAUCAAAGAGGAGUUGAGGAUGAAGCCCAAGUCCAGAGACCAAUUCCCCUGUCUUCAUUCUCAAUCAACCAGAUCAUCCAUGAAAAAGACACACACGCUUGAUGCAGUGCUGCUUCUCCUGAGGGACUUGGAUCACGAGGAGCUCCGCAUUGUGCACGUGGAGGCACAGAACCGACUCAGGACUUUCACACUGGACUCAUUAGAAACGUUACGAAAUCCACAAGCAUCGAAAUCCGCCGACAUCCAACAGUGAAAUUAUUUUUGCAUGCCAUUGAGUCCUAAGUCUCACAAUUAACUGUUCAUGACUUGAAACAGGGUCACAACACCUGCCCCCGCCCCUCCCUUUUGCACUAUUGCAUGCAUUUACAACAUUCACAUAUGCUCACUUCAUGCUCUACUAAACAAAUGAGUUUGUUGUAUCAUGAAUGCCUGCCUUACAAGAAGAAAAUAAUAUAUGUUUUAUGAAAGGUUAACCUAUUUCUGUAAUUAAAGAGAUGACCUGCAA
Molecule: messenger RNA, 1285 nt
Organism: Hippocampus comes (tiger tail seahorse)
Lineage: Eukaryota; Metazoa; Chordata; Actinopteri; Syngnathiformes; Syngnathidae
Gene: cfap410
Product: cilia and flagella associated protein 410
Exons: 6
Coding region: 161-1033 (290 amino acids)
Biological process (GO): cytoskeleton organization
Molecular function (GO): protein binding
Source: RefSeq, a predicted model, not a curated record